AUGCAACAUAUACUUGAUUCUACACACCUCUUGAUGAUGUCUCCUAAAGAACGUGCUAUAAUUCAAGUAUGUGGAAUUCAUUGUGGAAGCCCUAUAGGAAGUUUCAGAAUGAAUGCACAAUUUGCCAAAGAUCAUGAUGAUGGAACUCCAAAUUUAUUUAGAGCUCUAGGAUUCAUUAAGGAUUUUAUAACAAUAGCAUUUAAAUUAUUGGGAUGGAGCGGAGAAAGCAGAGU
Molecule: messenger RNA, 233 nt
Organism: Dentiscutata heterogama
Lineage: Eukaryota; Fungi; Glomeromycota; Glomeromycetes; Diversisporales; Gigasporaceae
Source: the annotation of a GenBank genome assembly